AUGGAAGUUGCUCCGUUGACGUUGGCCCACACCCAUGCGCGGAGUGCAGUCUUAGAGACUCGUAAAUCGAACCCCGUCGCCGCAAGUGAGGAGCACGAUCUGGCCGCGGGCGAAUUCGCCACUGCAGCCCAAAGUACAUCUGACUUGGAGGCCCUCCGUACUCUACGGCUUCUUGAGCAACAUCACAAGCAGCUCGCCGAACUCCUGAGAUUUCAGCAUGAACAUCCUUCAGGUCAUCCCGAAGGUUCAUCCUCCAAUGCCGCAGUGAGCGCUUCCGAACAAAGUGCCACACCAGAGACGCGAGGCGGCAAAUCUUCAGGGCACGAUGCCUUCAAUCACCUUCCCAGAUUGCCGGGAAACCCUCGUAUACCUGGCCGGGAAUCAUCGUCCAUUGCCAGCAACUUGGCAUCAGCCCGAGGUAUUCCGGCGCAACCUCGGCGUGGAUCGCCUGUGUCCCCCAGCUUGUCUACACAGCAAGCCGGCGCAAGAAUGGCUGAUGGUCCGUCGAAAGGGCGAUCAAGCGAUGUGAAGUCAAGAGAUAUUCGCACGAACCGACAGCCGUGGACACCUCCUUUGCCCAGUCCAACUGAGAUUGUUUCUCAAGAGGUCGUACCCUCGGGCAGAGCUGAGUCAACUGCACUCGCCCCCAAACAGCCAGCUACGGAGGAUUCUUUCCAGCGGUUUUAUUCUACAUUUGAGGGGCUGAUUUCGAGGAUCUCAGCACCACUUGCAUUUGCCGGGCUUCCUUUGGGCUCCGAAGACACUACCAGGGCUGUGGCGUCUAAUCGUAAAGCUCCGGCAGAUACCAAGCUCGACCGUCUUUCCGCCCAUUCGGAUCGAAGCAGCGGUCUCAAAGAGCCUGAUGUGAAUAGACUGUUCUCCCGGGCGGCAUUACGCUCAAUCCACGAUAUGUCUGGUAGUGGCCCUGGCAAGCCUGCUGAAUCUUUCUAUGUGGUCCCCACUACGGGAGGGACCAUGUCAUACGCUGGGAUCCUGACCAGAGCUGAGAAAGAUGCUGGUCGGAAUAGCUUCGAGGAAACAGAAGAAGACUUUGUUGACGCACGAGAAACCCCCUCAUCUCCAGAAUUGCGACAGAGCACCGGAGUAGCCUCGAGGACGCCACGCAGAGGAGGUUCCGACAAACUCGCGCGUCUGCAGAAUUCCAAGACCCUGGAGGAGCUCCAAAUGGAAAAUGCGGCUCUCAAACAGCUCUCUGAUACUCUCUCAAAGCGGCUCCACAUGUGGGAAGUCAAUGCGCAAUCUUCCUCUAUGGCUCUGCAACAGUCUUUAAGGGCGAUGCAUCAUCAUAACGCCGGAUCUCUGGAAUACAACACGCAGCUUUCGCAUGCUCCCAGCUCUCCUACUGCGACUCAGACCACCCCUGCCACAAAUAAGCCAGACGCAGAGCUUCGGGUCAAAGAGCUCGAGGAACGUCUGCGGCGCGGUGAACAAGAGUUCGAUCGGGUUGAGCGAGAAAACGAGAAAUUGAACAAAGUACUCGGGCGAUACCGUGAGCGUUGGGAGAAAUUGAAAGAGGGAGCAAAAUCCCGACGUGCGGAAGUUCGACCGACGGACGGGCAAAGUCACCCGGGCACACCAGUCAUGGGACAUCGAAAAUCCGAUCAUUCAAUUCCAUUGCAGCCGGAGACCUCGUCGUCUGGUACCGCAGUUCCUAACAGACGAUCUUCCGGUGCAGAUCUUGCAAGCACUGAGCCAUCGGAGGCUUGA
Molecule: messenger RNA, 1728 nt
Organism: Penicillium diatomitis
Lineage: Eukaryota; Fungi; Ascomycota; Eurotiomycetes; Eurotiales; Aspergillaceae
Exons: 3
Coding region: 1-1728 (575 amino acids)
Source: RefSeq, a predicted model, not a curated record